This is a messenger RNA of Drosophila innubila, 655 nucleotides long. RefSeq lists its product as uncharacterized. The record is from RefSeq and is a predicted model, not a curated record. Bases 61 to 606 code for a protein of 181 amino acids. Lineage: Eukaryota; Metazoa; Arthropoda; Insecta; Diptera; Drosophilidae. The transcript is spliced from 2 exons.
CUGUUUAUAAGGAGGGAGCUAUCAUUGCGAGAAAACAUUCAAAAAGAAACCCCCAGCAAUAUGAGAAUAAUAACUCUAUGUCUUUUGGUGCUUGCAUCGGCCAGCUGUCUGCUCGGCAAUGUACAGUCAAGUGCUCCCCAGUCCGUUGGCUUCGAGGAGGUGCAACCUUUUGGCUUUGGGGAUAUCCUGAAGACGAUUUUGACCACGGUGCGUGGUGUGAACUGUACCAUGAAACAGGUCAUUGAAGUAAUGGCUGCAACGACCAGAUAUAUUGAUGCUAUUGAUGCCUGCGGCACUGCUGUGCCCAAGGAUAUUGCCAAAAUAAUUAAAAGCUGCCUCAACAUUUACGAUAUCUGUAACGAUAUCAUUCAUCUGAACAGUACGAUCUGCGCUCAUGAGGAAGGCGCAAAGAUGACCGGCCUCAAGUGCACCGGAGAACUGUUUUUGGCUAUAAUGAAACUGACACGCAAUAUCAACGUCGCUUUGAAACUGAUGGCCAAGCUGCCCUUCGAUACGGAAGAAUGCUUUGUUGAUGCCACCAGGGUGGUGGAGGCCAGUUACAAAGACUUCAUGCCUAAUGUUCAGCUCUGUGUCCAUGACAUGUAAAUUCCGUCAAAGUAUGAAUAAAAUUAAAAGUUUUUAAAAGCAAUUUCAA